Selaginella moellendorffii is the source of this 1288-nucleotide messenger RNA. RefSeq names its product SEC12-like protein 1. The transcript is spliced from 10 exons. Gene Ontology annotation, cellular component: endoplasmic reticulum membrane. Gene Ontology annotation, molecular function: GTPase activator activity; guanyl-nucleotide exchange factor activity; protein binding. The coding region runs from base 49 to 1209 and encodes 386 amino acids. NCBI's taxonomy places the organism in Eukaryota, Viridiplantae, Streptophyta, Lycopodiopsida, Selaginellales, Selaginellaceae. Gene Ontology annotation, biological process: protein secretion. The record is from RefSeq and is a predicted model, not a curated record.
UUAUUUAGUGCUGCCUAAAAGGUAAACGCACAAGGGGGCUUAGUUGCUAUGGCGCCGCGUCGGCGCUACUUGGGCGUGUGCUCCUCCACCACCGGAUCCGCCACUUGCGCAGGAUGGGCAGCAUCCCGCAGCAUCGACCGCGACGCGCUGCUGCUCAUCGCCAAAACCGACGGCGGCCACGGCCGCCUCGAGCUUGCCAAAUACUCGUUUGACGAAAAGCUUCUCCAGGACGAGGCCUGUGUCCUCCCCUGCCAAGCGGCCCCUCAGGCUCUGGCGUUUCAUCCCUCUGGUGAUGGAGCUCUUUGCUCAUUUGCGGCGAGCUGCAGGUUUGUACAGGUUGAACAAGGCAGCUUGAGCUGGUCGCCUGACAUGGAUCCGCAACGGUUCCAUGGUUUUGGGGAGCAGAACAAGAUUUGUUUCAGCGCAGAUGGGUCUCGCGUCGCAUUUGGAGGCAAGGAUGGCCGGCUGCGUGUUUUGGACUGGCCCGGCCUUACCACUCUGAUUGACGAGCCCAAGGCACACAAGAGCAUCAAAGACUUGGACUUCAGCCUGGAUGGAGCGCUGCUGGCUUCAACGUCGGAGGAUGGCCCGUGCCGCAUAUGGGACCUUGACAAGGCCAUGCCGUUGACAUCGCUACACCGGGAAAAGGCCGAAAGCUUUGGAUUCUGUAGAUUUUCACGAAAUGGAUCUCAUCCGUUUCUUUUUGUGGCUGCUUUCAGAGAUGGGAAGGGGUACGUUGCAGUCUGGGAGAUUGCCAAGUGGAGCAGGCUGGGAUCCAAGAAGUUUUUAGACUGUGAGAUAUCAGCCCUGGCUACCUCGUGCGAUGGGAAGCGCUUAGCACUUGGUGGCAUGGAUGGAGCUGUUUCCGUGAUAGAGGUGAAGAGCAUGCAGAAGCGGCAGUAUGUCGAGAGAGCUGACACAUGUGGUAUUACGUUGUUAGAGAUGUCUCCAAACUCAAGAGCUUUGCUAUCGGUGUCAGCGGAUGGAAACGUGCGAGUAACCGCAACCAACGUUCCGGGCCCAUGGAAAGAUUGGCAGGUAUAUUUACUUCUGGCGGGGCUGAUUGCCAUGUCUGCGGCGCUCUUUUACAUCUUUUUUGAGUUGUCCGAUUCAUUCUGGAGAUUCCCGCUCGGAAGAAACCAGCCGGCACGGCCAUCCAUGAGAGCAAUCUAUGGGAGCAGCGUGGACACUUCCAUGGCCGAGGGAUGAUUCGUCCGUCAAGUGCUUGUCUUUGUGGUGACACCACAACGUAAAUAAUGCGUAGAAGCGCAAGCUCUUUGUGGUGACA